CAACCUAAACAUUAAACUCAUUAACCAACAAAUACAGACACACACCAAAACAAAAACCUAAACAAAAACAAAAAUUCAGACAGAGAGACAAACCCCAGAUCCUUGGAUGAGGAGGAUCCCCUCAACAACCUCCACCACCACCGCCUGCACCAAAUCUAUGUCCCUCUCUCUUUCAUUCUCUUUUCAACAACGACCCAGGAAAAUAUUCUCUCUCUCUCUCUCUCUCUCUCUCUCUCUCUCUGUCCCUGUGACUAUCAACCUUUGUUGAUUGAAAGCUAAGUCUCUCUGAUACAAACCCACAAACACAAAGUGUGCAUGUGAAGACAAUCACGAUACCCACACAAUGGGUAUCUUCAACACCCAGCAAAAUCCAUACCUCUUCUGCCUUUCUUCAACCCCCAUCAUUUCGGCUUCUUUAUGAUCUCUGUAUAUGAGCUGCUUUUGACAAGCUGCGCCUUUGGUGCAAUGUGGCUUCAAUUGGUGCAUUUCUAGGUUUUUUCUUUUGGAUCUCCUAGAAAUGGCUCUGUUUAGGAAGUUCUUCUACCGCAAACCGCCUGACGGCCUUCUGGAAAUAUCUGAAAGGGUUUAUGUCUUUGAUUCCUGCUUUACUACGGACGUUUUGGAAGAUGAUGAAUAUAAAGUCUACAUAGGAAACGUAGUGAGUCAACUCCGUGACUACUUUCCAGACUCUUCAUUCAUGGUCUUCAAUUUUCGAGAGGGAGAGAAACAAAGCCAAAUUGGGAGCUUAUUAUCCGACUAUGAUAUGACUGUAAUGGACUAUCCUCAUCAUUAUGAGGGUUGCCCAUUGCUCACAAUGGAGAUGAUCCACCACUUUCUCAGAUCAAGUGAAAGCUGGCUGUCACUUCUGCAACAAAACGUGCUUUUGAUGAAUUGCGAACAAGGUGGAUGGCCAGUUUUGGCUUUUAUGCUUGCUGCACUCUUGAUAUAUAGGAAGCAAUUCACUGGCGAGCAGAAAACUCUAGACAUGAUUUACAAGCAAGCACCUAGAGAGUUUUUGCAGCUGAUGUCACCCCUCAAUCCAUUGCCUUCACAACUGAGGUACCUACAGUAUAUAUCAAGAAGGAAUGUGGGCUCACAGUGGCCUCCACUGGAUAGGGCACUUACACUGGACUGCGUUAUUCUUAGAGUUAUUCCCAAUAUGGAUGAAGAGGGGGGUUGCCGUCCAAUAUUUAGAAUUUAUGGUCAGGACCCUUUAAUGGUUGCUGAUCGAACUCCCAAAGUUCUUUUCUCAAGACCAAAAAGGAGCAAACUUGUUCGGCAUUACAAGCAGGAAGUUUGUGAUUUAAUUAAAAUAGACAUUCAUUGUCAUAUUCAAGGGGAUAUUGUGAUGGAGUGUAUUAGUGUCGACAGUGAUUUGGAAAGGGAACAGAUGAUGUUCCGUGUCAUGUUCAAUACAGCCUUUAUAAGAUCAAAUAUAUUGAUGCUGAACCGUGAUGAAAUUGACACGCCAUGGAAUCUUAAAGAUCAAUUCCCGAAGGACUUCAGAGCUGAGGUUCUUUUUUCAGAGAUGGAUUCUGCUUCAUCUCGUGCUUCAAUUGAUUUGCCGGGUUUGGAGGAGAAAGGUGGCCUUCCUGAGGAAGCUUUUGCUAAAGUUCAAGAGAUUUUCUGCAAUGUGGACUGGCUAGAUACAAAACCAGAUGUGGCAUUAAAUGUGCUUCAGCAUAUAACUACAAUCCAAGAAAAUUUGGAGGCUGUUUCUCCAAGGAAGGCAGAAAAAGGCAGUAUGGUUUUUGAAAAGGUUCAAGAUGAAAUGAAGUUAAAUGAAGAGAAAAAGUGUGGGAGUACCACAUCCACUAGUAUGUGGGAACUACCUUUAAAUUCAAAUUCAAUUAUGGAGAAGAUUGAGCCCCAAGAACCAAAGAUUGCUCUCCAAUGGGCUAAACAAUCUAAGAUCUUAUCCCCACGACUGUCAAAGGCUUCACGAUCUUCUCCAUAUCAAAGCACCCCCUCAACCCUUGGCAUUUCAGCUGUGCUGCAUGAUCAUGCUGCAUCUAAUGAUGAGGAGGCCAUGCGCUCAUUGACAUUAACAUCCUCAACAAUUUCAUCUCCUCUCCCAAAUGUACAGAAAUCUGUGCAGCUCAGCCGUGUUUCUCAUAUAAGGUUGUCAUCACCGCCACCACCAUCGUCUUCUACUUCAAUGCAAUGUUCCAUUGAGGGUGCCACAUCUCUAGAAAAAAUUUCUGCUGCCAAAUGUCCACUUCAAUCAACUUCAAAAGCAACAAAAUCUUCUCCUCAAUGUUCAUAUCCUUCUGCCUAUGAGAGUUCAUCCUUCACGCCCCCACCCCCUCCCCCUCCUCCUCCAUGUUCAGUGGAAUCACCAUCACCUAGAGAAAGGAAAUUGUUCUCAGCUUCAGCUCCCUCUCCCUCUCCCCCUCCCCCUCCACCCCUUUUUUCUUCAGGAACAUCAUCCUCCACAAUUAAGAAUUCACAUUCAGCUCUCCCUUCUCCUCCACAUUCACUAGUUGCUAGCUCAGGACUUCCUCCACCUCCUCCUGCCCCAUCUCCUGGGUCUGUAACAGGCCAUUCCGGCGUUGCUAAAGUGCCACCACCACCUCCUCCUCCAAGUUCUGCUCAAAACUCAUCUAACAAUUUGGGCCCUUCUAGUGUUGAUAAAGUACCACCACCUCCUCCUCCUCCAAGUUCUGCUCAAAACUCAUCUAACAGUUCUGCAUGUGCUCCUCCUGUGCCACCACCUCCUGCUCCUUGUGCCAAAGGAUUGUCAAGCUCCCCCGCCACUUCAUCACCAUCUCCUGCUGCGCCUCCAGUUCCUGGACCACCUUCUGGUGCUCGAUUUGGAUCUCCUGCUGCGCCUCCAGUUCCUGGACCUGCUGCGCCUCCAGUUCCUGGACCUGCUGCACCUCCAGUUCCUGGACCACCUGGCGCAAAGGGGCGAGGCCUAUUACGUUCAAGUCAAAGAAUUCAGGGUCAACCUAGAAGGGCCAAUCUGAAACCAUAUCAUUGGUUAAAAUUAACUAGAGCCAUGCAAGGAAGUCUAUGGGCUGAGACACAAAAAUCUGAUGAAGCUUCCAUGGCUCCAGAAAUUGACAUGUUAGAACUUGAGAGGCUUUUCUCAGCAGCUGCACCAGCUAGUCAAGGAGGGGGGAAGUCAAAUCGCCGCACCUUGGGAGCUAAGCCUGAUAAAGUUCAGCUGAUUGAGCUUAGACGGGCAUAUAAUUGUGAGAUCAUGCUUUCGAAGGUUAAAAUUCCUCUAGCUGACCUAAUGAGUUCACUCCUUGCCCUGGAUGAUUCAACUCUAGAUGUUGAUCAAGUUGAUAACCUUAUCAAGUUCUGUCCAACAAAAGAAGAGAUGGAAUUGCUCAAGGGUUAUAAUGGAGAUAAAGAAAACUUGGGAAAAUGUGAACAGUUCUUCUUAGAGUUGAUGAAAGUGCCACGGGUAGAGUCAAAACUAAGAGUUUUUUCAUUUAAGCUGCAAUUCGAUCACCAGGUUUCUGAUCUCAGACGCAAUUUAAAUAUUGUAAAUUCAGCUGCUGAAGAGAUCAGGAGCUCAGUCAAGUUGAAAAGGAUCUUGCAAACUAUUCUUUCCCUGGGUAAUGCUUUGAACCAGGGAACUGCAAGGGGUUCUGCUGUUGGAUUUCGGCUGGACAGUCUUCUCAAACUCACAGAUACUCGAGCUCAGAAUAACAAGAUGACUCUCAUGCAUUAUCUCUGUAAGGUACUUGCUGACAAGCUUCCAGAACCGCUGGAUUUUCCAAAGGACCUCAUGAGUUUGGAGGCUGUGACCAAAAUACAAUUGAAAUAUUUGGCAGAGGAAAUGCAAGCAGUUAGUAAAGGGCUGGAGAAAGUUGUGCAGGAAUUGAGUGCAUCAGAGAAUGAUGGUCAUGUGUCGGAACAGUUUUGCAAGAUCCUAAAGUCAUUCCUCAGUUCUGCUGAAAGUGAAGUGAGAUCUUUGGCUUCACUUUAUUCUACUGUGGGUAGAAAUGCAGAUGCAUUGGCCCUUUAUUUUGGGGAAGAUCCUGCUCGUUGCCCAUUUGAGCAAGUUGUAUCUACUCUGCUCAAUUUUGUUAGGAUGUUUAGUCGAUCCCAUGAGGAAAACAUCAAGCAGAUCGAAAUUGAAAAGAAAAAGGCAGAUAAGGAAGCCGAGAGUGAAAGGUUGAAGAUGAAUGCUUCCAAAAAGGAGUCUGAAAACUUGCCGUCUCCCACCAGGACUGGGAAUAUCAAAUGAUCUAGUACUAUAUACUUAGUCUAUUGAACGUAGCAGAAGUGGUUCUCAUGUAGAUAAGCGUCAUUAUAUGCUGAUGGUUGAACACCCAUUUCAAUGGCCUAGGCACAACUUUAAACAGGCAAUGGCAUAGGGAAAAAAAAAAAAGAAUUUGCAGCAAGAACAUGCAGUCAAGGAAAA
This is a messenger RNA of Manihot esculenta (cassava), 4381 nucleotides long. RefSeq names its product formin-like protein 18. Lineage: Eukaryota; Viridiplantae; Streptophyta; Magnoliopsida; Malpighiales; Euphorbiaceae. The transcript has 17 exons. The coding region runs from base 518 to 4204 and encodes 1228 amino acids. The record is from RefSeq and is a predicted model, not a curated record.